This is a messenger RNA of Piliocolobus tephrosceles (Ugandan red Colobus), 3998 nucleotides long. RefSeq names its product oxysterol binding protein like 6 (gene OSBPL6). Gene Ontology annotation, molecular function: cholesterol binding. The record is from RefSeq and is a predicted model, not a curated record. Bases 544 to 3423 code for a protein of 959 amino acids. NCBI's taxonomy places the organism in Eukaryota, Metazoa, Chordata, Mammalia, Primates, Cercopithecidae. Gene Ontology annotation, cellular component: nuclear membrane; perinuclear endoplasmic reticulum; plasma membrane. The transcript has 26 exons.
CUGGAGGCGCAGCACGGUCGCCGCCGCCGCUGUCGGUGCUGGAGAUCGCCGCUCAGUGCUGGCGGCGCCUGUGCCUCCUCCUCUCCUCUGCUAGCCCGCGCUCCGGUCCGCCUGCCGGGGCCGGCUCUCCGCCUCCUGCCUCCCGCCGCAGCCGCGCAGCCGCCGCAGAACCCGCGGCACCACCGCUCGCCCUCCAGGUUCUGCCACUUGCUGGGAAAACAGCAACAAAAGGAUAUUAAGGAGCCACCCCUGUAAUUUACCCAGAUAGCCUCAGCAAGGUCAAAGACACAUCGUGUCCCAAGGAGAAAAGCUGCAGGCAUCUGAGGAUAAACCACUGUGAAACAGCUUUGACGAUAAAGCUGACUUGGAAGACUUUGACUCUAAGGUGCAAGGUGGUUUGGUCACCCUGAGUAUUGCCUGUUCUUUUCUAGUCAAACCUGAUUCAUGAAAUGGAAUGAAGCUGAAAAAUCAUCUACUUCUUUGUGGAUUUGAGAGAAGAUUGGGAUGGUCUUAAGUGCAUAAAACGAGACUCUAACUGCAGCGAUGAGUUCAGAUGAGAAGGGCAUUUCCCCUGCUCAUAAAACAUCCACUACAACCCAUAGAAGUGCCUCCUCUUCGAUAUCCUCCCAAAGGGAUAGUAGGCAGAGUAUUCACAUACUGGAGAGGACUGCUUCCUCUAGCACCGAGCCCUCUGUAAAUCGGCAAUUGCUAGAACCGGAGCCAGUCCCCCUCUCCAAGGAAGCUGACAGCUGGGAAAUUAUAGAAGGGCUGAAAAUAGGCCAAACCAAUGUCCAGAAACCAGACAAACAUGAGGGCUUUAUGCUGAAGAAAAGAAAAUGGCCUUUAAAAGGCUGGCACAAGCGUUUUUUUGUCCUGGAUAAUGGAAUGUUAAAGUAUUCAAAGGCACCACUUGAUAUUCAAAAAGGAAAGGUCCACGGGAGCAUAGAUGUCGGACUGUCAGUCAUGUCAAUUAAAAAGAAAGCUCGAAGAAUAGACCUUGACACAGAAGAGCACAUCUAUCAUUUGAAGGUGAAAUCCCAGGACUGGUUUGAUGCAUGGGUAUCCAAACUGCGACAUCAUCGGUUGUAUCGUCAGAAUGAAAUUGUGAGAUCACCAAGAGAUGCUAGUUUUCACAUAUUUCCUUCAACUUCCACAGCUGAAUCCUCACCAGCUGCUAAUGUUUCUGUAGUGGAUGGAAAGAUGCAACCAAACAGCUUUCCAUGGCAGUCCCCUUUACCAUGCAGCAAUAGCCUCCCUGCAACCUGCACGACUGGCCAGAGUAAAGUGGCAGCCUGGUUACAGGACUCGGAAGAGAUGGACAGGUGUGCGGAAGAUCUCGCACAUUGCCAGUCAAACCUUGUGGAACUUAGCAAACUCCUGCAAAAUUUGGAAAUACUUCAGAGAACUCAGUCAGCACCUAACUUUACUGACAUGCAGGCUAACUGUGUAGAUAUUUCAAAGAAAGACAAGCGGGUCACAAGACGAUGGAGAACAAAAAGUGUCAGCAAAGAUGCAAAAAUACAACUGCAGGAAGGGCCACCUGCGAAGGGCCAGUUCAGCACAACUCGGCGCCGGCAGAGGCUAGCGGCAGCAGUGGCUACAACAGUUCCUUUCAGUGCUACCAUGUCACCAGUUCGCUUGCAUUCCUCCAACCCCAACCUUUGUGCAGAUAUUGAAUUUCAGACUCCCCCUAGCCACCUCACUGACCCUCUGGAAAGUUCAACAGAUUAUACAAAGCUGCAAGAAGAAUUUUGUCUAAUCGCACAGAAAGUGCAUUCUCUUUUGAAGUCUGCGUUUAAUAGCAUAGCUAUAGAGAAGGAGAAGCUGAAGCAGAUGGUUUCCGAGCAGGAUCACAGUAAAGGCCACAGCACGCAGAUGGCACGGCUCCGACAGUCACUGUCUCAGGCACUCAACCAGAAUGCUGAACUAAGGAGUCGUUUGAACAGAAUACAUUCAGAGUCUAUUAUUUGUGAUCAGGUUGUCAGUGUAAAUAUUAUUCCUAGCCCUGAUGAGGCUGGUGAGCAAAUCCAUGUCAGUCUCCCCCUAUCACAGCAAGUAGCCAAUGAGAGCCGCCUCUCCAUGUCAGAGUCUGUUUCUGAGUUCUUUGAUGCCCAAGAGGUGCUCAUCUCUGCAAGUUCAUCAGAGAAUGAGGCUUCAGAUGAUGAGUCUUACAUCAGUGAUGUGAGUGAUAAUAUAUCUGAAGACAACACCAGUGUUGCAGACAAUAUUUCUCGGCAAAUCCUGAAUGGGGAGCUUACAGGAGGGGCCUUCCGAAAUGGGCGUCGAACAUGCCUGCCAGCUCCUUGUCCUGACACCAGUAACAUUAACCUGUGGAAUAUCUUGAGGAACAACAUUGGUAAAGACCUUUCUAAAGUCUCCAUGCCUGUGGAGCUAAACGAGCCACUCAACACCCUGCAGCACCUCUGCGAGGAAAUGGAAUACAGCGAGCUCCUGGACAAGGCUUCGGAAACUGAUGAUCCAUAUGAGCGCAUGGUUCUCGUUGCUGCAUUUGCAGUUUCAGGAUACUGCUCCACCUAUUUCAGAGCAGGAAGUAAGCCAUUCAACCCAGUCCUUGGGGAGACCUAUGAAUGCAUUAGAGAAGACAAGGGAUUCCGCUUUUUCUCGGAACAGGUUAGCCAUCAUCCACCCAUUUCUGCCUGUCACUGUGAAUCUAAGAAUUUUGUGUUUUGGCAAGAUAUCAGAUGGAAAAACAAGUUCUGGGGGAAGUCGAUGGAAAUCCUGCCUGUUGGAACACUGAAUGUCACGCUUCCAAAGUAUGGAGAUUACUAUGUGUGGAAUAAAGUCACCACUUGUAUACACAACAUCCUCAGUGGAAGAAGAUGGAUAGAACAUUAUGGAGAAGUAACCAUCAGAAAUACUAAAAGCAGUGUUUGCAUUUGCAAACUCACAUUUGUCAAGGUGAAUUAUUGGAAUUCUAACAUGAAUGAAAUACAGGGGGUGGUGAUAGAUCAGGAGGGGAAGGUGGUGCACCGGCUGUUUGGAAAGUGGCAUGAAGGACUCUACUGUGGUGUGGCCCCCUCUGCAAAGUGCAUUUGGAGACCAGGUUCCAUGCCAACCAACUAUGAGCUGUACUAUGGCUUCACAAGGUUUGCUAUCGAGCUCAAUGAGUUAGAUCCAGUACUAAAAGAUCUCCUUCCACCAACAGACGCCCGGUUCCGGCCAGAUCAAAGAUUUUUGGAAGAAGGAAAUUUAGAAGCGGCAGCAUCAGAGAAGCAAAGAGUAGAGGAACUCCAGAGAUCUCGGAGACGAUAUAUGGAAGAAAACAAUCUUGAACAUAUACCAAAAUUUUUUAAAAAAGUUAUUGAUGCCAAUCAAAGAGAAGCCUGGGUUUCUAACGACACCUACUGGGAGCUUCGAAAGGACCCUGGGUUUAGCAAAGUAGACAGCCCUGUUCUUUGGUAGACUGGGAAUGUAGAGCUAGCCAACAUAUCAUAUUCUGAAUGAAUAAAUAACUAUGCACAAUUAUGUUUCUUAUAGCUAUGUGUGGUUUCUGGGUCCACUGAAAAACCUACCAUUUGCUUUUCUAUUCAUCUUUAUAAUGGACUUUCAGAAGUGCAUUAGACAAAGCCCCUAACCACUUUCGGAUCCUUUCUGUUUUGCUGCAACCAUAUUCCUUAAAAAAAAAAAAAAAACCACACCAUCCUUGGAAAGCAGAAUAAAAGGAGCAGAAUAUAAAAUCCAAACUCUGACGAGUUUGUAAAGAAAAACAAAUGGUAACUGGUGCUUAAAGCUGAUCGAGAAAGUUAACAACAACAUAGAAACCACACGAUUGUUCCACUGUCUGGAAGCACCAUCCCCUAUCGCAGGACUCCUGGGCCACAAGCAGUCAGUCAGUGCAGGCUUCAAGUGUGUUUGUUUGAUGUGGCGUGAUUGUGCUGGCCUUGUUGAAAAAGAUGUGAUGCUUCUCAGAACCUGUUCCAUCUGUAUGCCAUUGUUCAUGCCUUAAGAAAUGCAAAGAUGUACAAUAAAUCAUUUUU